Naegleria gruberi is the source of this 1422-nucleotide messenger RNA. RefSeq lists its product as uncharacterized. NCBI's taxonomy places the organism in Eukaryota, Heterolobosea, Eutetramitea, Acrasida, Naegleriidae. The coding region runs from base 1 to 1422 and encodes 473 amino acids. The transcript has a single exon. The record is from RefSeq and is a predicted model, not a curated record. Gene Ontology annotation, molecular function: mRNA binding; protein binding.
AUGAAGAAGCUUUCUCAACAAGCCUCUGCAUCAUCACAGAAAGAAAAGUCUCCCACAAUCAUAAGGGAGGACAUUAGCCUAGCUACUAAAAGGAAUGUUGAAGCUGAUAAUGAAUUAGACUUUACCUCAUCAUCUUCAACUAGUAAGGGGGUUGUGUUUGCACUCUUGAAAGGAACAAAACGAACAAUUGAUAUUAAUCAAUCUAAGGUUUUUAUCGGAAGAGAUCCUGUUACUUGUGAGGUGUGUUUGGCAAAUUCACCAACAGUCUCAACAAUGCAUGCACAAUUGGAAUUUAUUGAUGAUAAUUCAAAAGAAAAGCCUAAAGUUGUUUGUGUCUUGAGAGAUUUAAAAUCAAAGAAUGGAACACUAGUUAAUAACGUUAAAGUGAGUCAAAAUUUAUCAUCGAUUAUUAGGAAUGGAGAUUUGAUUCAAUUCGGACAAGAUGAAGUAUUUAGAUUCGAGAUUGGACCUUUUGUUUCAGAAGUUGUAAACAAAGCACCAAUCAUUGAUGCAGAUGAAUUUACUUCAAUAGACUCACCUCUCUCAUCAGAUUUUGAAAUUCAAGAGAAAGUGAAGGAAAUAACAUCUAAGGAAGAAAAUGAAACAGAUUUUAUUGAAACAGAAGGAGAUAAAUUGGAAGACACAUUCUUUGAAACAAUGGAACCAACAAAUAGACUCAUUGAUAGAGAGGUUUAUAAGGAUGAAAGUCUGAGAAUGCACUUGUACGAUGAAAUUAACGAUCUAACCUCUGAACUCUCAACUAAAUUAAACCUUCUCAAUUCCGUCCUUAGUGAAGACACUCCUUACCAUAGAAAUCAAGUCCCUUUCGAGUUUUUAAAGUCCAUGCACAACCUUUCUGAAAGUAUUUCAUUCCUCACCAGAGACACGAUAUUCGAAAGACAAUCAGAAAUCAAAUUUAGAGAACUAGAACAGUAUGCAAACUCCUUAGAAAGAAAGCUCGUAAAUUACAAAAAACUUGGGAAGGAUUCUGAAGUUUCACUUGCUCAAUGUAAAAAAUUAUACACCAAAUCUAAGGAUGAAAGCAAUAAGAAGAUUCAUGACCUUACCACCUCCUUACACGGAAGAUUGGAUGAAAUACAACUUCUUAAAAAAGGACUUUCCAAUGAAAAAGAUAUAACCAAUUCUUUAAAAACAGAAAUUGAUAGACUCAAAUAUAGACUAUCAAUUGAGGUUACACAAACAGAGAGUCUAAGAAAAUCCAACGACAUUCUCAGACAGCAACUGCUCAAAACACAAGAUUACUCCAACUUUUUACACAAGGAAAUUUUGAAAAUAGAGGACUUUCCACUGAAUCUCAAAAUUUCCAAUCUAGUUUCUAAUGAAACAAAACAAUCACCAAACCUUAAUCAAACGAUCAAUGCAACUUCAAUAAUUGAGCAAUAUAAAAACAUGGAUCUAUAA